This is a messenger RNA of Mustela erminea (ermine), 4975 nucleotides long. RefSeq names its product ADNP homeobox 2 (gene ADNP2). The transcript is spliced from 4 exons. Gene Ontology annotation, cellular component: nucleus. Gene Ontology annotation, biological process: regulation of gene expression. Gene Ontology annotation, molecular function: DNA binding. Lineage: Eukaryota; Metazoa; Chordata; Mammalia; Carnivora; Mustelidae. The record is from RefSeq and is a predicted model, not a curated record. Bases 998 to 4711 code for a protein of 1237 amino acids.
GGCCGGCUCCCGGCCGCGACGGCGCACUCGGGGCAGGAGCGGCGUGAGAUCCCGCGCGCCUUGGACCCCGGGGUGCGGCGCGCGUUUUGCGGGCGGCCCCUCCGCGCUGCCUGUCGCGGUGUCCGCGCCGCUGCCGCACGCGGCAGGCCCGAGGCCGUGUCCGGGUGACGGUCCGGGACGCGCGUCGACGCCGCGAGCCCCGGCUGUUCUUCAGCCGCCGAGCUGCGGGCCUGGGUCGGGGCGUUCCCCGAGGUCGGGGCCGGAGCGCUCUCGGGCACCGCCGGGCCGCUCUGCACGCGCGCUCGGCCCCCGCAGGCCCCGCGGCCGCCCUGUGACCCGCCCGACGGUGCGCGGCUCGGACGCUGUGGGGCGGACGCCACCCGGGACGGGCCGGCGCUGACCCGUUCCUGCCGGCGGCGUGACGCGGCGGUGGCGCGCGGGAGCCCCUGGGGCGGCUUCGACGUCGCGGGAGCCGUCGCCGUGCGGGCCUCUGCGGAGUGCGGCGCCGUGCCCGGCGGGGCCCGCGGGGUCGUCCCCGCGCGUCGCACGGUCCGCGUGAGCCACGCGCGGGCUGCGGGCCGAGGCUGCUGGGCGAGGGCGGCCGGGCGGUCGGCGGUGCCCGAGCGCCGGAGGCUCGCCUGCAGCGGCGCGUGCGGGGCCGCAGGGACAGCGGCGAGGGCGAGCGCGCGCUCACGCCCCAGACCAGGACGGCCCCGCUCUCCGGCCUCGGGAAGGAGGACCGACCUUUCCUCGGCCCGGGCCCAAGCCCCGGACAAGGGGCUCCGGGCCGCUGGCCGCUUGCCCCGCCGCGGACGGCGCCCGUCAGUGCCCGCCCGAGAGCCGGGCAGCCUGCGUCGGCCGCGGGGGCCGGCCUCGCCCGGCAGCCCGCCCCGGACCGCUCCUUGUGCGUGCCCCAGGCCCCGCGUGCCCGGCCGCUCAGGUCGCGGUCCCCAGAGCGCGGCCCGGCCCGUGCCCCGUUGUGGUCUGCAAGCCGCGGAUGCAGCCCCUUGCUGCGGAGCAGGAGGGUGAUGGUCGUGACCUUGGACGCUUCUGUGUAACCGCCCCCUGGGCAGGAAGAACCCAGAGCGCAGAGAGGGUCAUGGGGCUGCGGGGAGGUCAGGAAAGCGAGCCGGGUCGAGUGGAGCGGAAGGCGGCCCGCAGUAGUUUUCACCGAGGCUUCCUCGGCGGGAGAAGCCAGUGUGAGCUGGAGGGUGACCUUGGGAACGCCCUCAGGAGGGUCUUGGCAGCUCCGCGGUUAGGAAAAAAUUCAAAAAUGUUUCAAAUUCCUGUGGAAAAUCUUGACAACAUCAGGAAGGUACGAAAAAAGGUGAAAGGCAUUCUUGUGGAUAUUGGGCUUGACAGCUGCAAGGAGUUGCUGAAGGACCUUAAAGGCUUUGAUCCAGGAGAGAAGUACUUUUUUAACACAUCAUGGGGAGAUAUUUCUCUUUGGGAACCUUCUGGAAAGAAAGUGAGAUACCGCACGAAGCCGUACUGCUGCAGCCUCUGUAAAUACUCCACGAAAGUGCUUGCCUCGUUCAAGACCCACUUACAUCGGUGCCACGAGGAUGACAUCGACCAGGAGCUGGUGAUCCCCUGCCCGAACUGCGUAUUCUCUUCUCAACCCAAAACCGUGGGACGGCACUUCAGAAUGUUCCAUGCACCUGUUCGGAAAGUCCAGAACUACACAGUGAACAUUUUAGGGGAAACGAAAUCUUCGAGGAGUGAUGUGAUAAGUUUUACAUGUUUAAAAUGUAACUUUUCGAACACCUUGUACUACAGCAUGAAGAAGCACGUGCUGGUGGCUCACUUCCACUACUUAAUUAGCUCCUACUUCGGCCUGCGGACCGAGGAAACGGGCGAUCAGCCGAAAGCUGAGGACAGCCUUGCUGCCGAGAAGGUGCCCCCGUCCGACAAGUAUUAUUGUAAAAAGUGCUGCGCCAAGGCCAGCAGCCAGGACGCUUUGAUGUAUCAUAUCUUGACAGCGGACACACACAGGGAUUUGGAGAAUAAGCUUAGAUCUGUGAUUUCCGAGCAUAUUAAGAAGCCUGGACUUCUGAAGCAAAUGCACAUCGCUCCCAAACCAGUGGCCCCUUUGGCUGUGCCACCAAACGGCAGCGCUCCGGGCCUUGCGGCCUCAUCCCCUUGUUUCCGCCUCUCCGUGCCUCGGAGCAGCCAGAGCCAGCCCGUGGUCCAGCCCGUGGUCCAGCCCGUGCCGGGCCCGGUCCCGCCAGGGACGGUGGCCGUGGGCACUUCGGCGAGCCUCCCCCAUUCUCCGCCUGCCGCGGCUCAGUCCCACGUGACUCUGGUGUCCAGUCCCCUGCCUCCCUCCGCCCCGCGGCCCGUCUUUCUUUCUCGUGGAGUCCCGCUCACUCAGUCAGCAAACCCUCCUGUGUUGCCCUUGAGUCCGCCAGUGGGGCCUGUCAAUAAGCGUGUUGGAGCUGGCGUCCUCCCGGUAAGCCAGACCAUCCGCCCCGGGGCUUUACCCCUGAGCCCGCCUGUUGGGCCUGGAGUUCUUUCCGUCAGCAGGCCUGCCGGGCCCGGCGUCCUUCCUGUCAGUCCGUCUGUCACCCCCGGCGUUCUUCAGGCAGUGUCACCAGGAGUGAUUUCCGUGAGCCGGACGGUCCCAUCGGGGGUCCUUCCUGCAGGCCAGAUGACCCCUGCUGGAGUGAUCCCUUCGGGACAGACGGCCACUUCUGGGGUUCUUCCAGCUGGCCAGGUGGUCCAGUCAGGGGUUCUUCCCAUUGGCCAGACGGCCCCCUCAGGGGUUCUCCCCACUGGGCUGACCGUCCCGUCACGGGUUCUCCCUCCCGGCCAGACGGUCCCGCUGAGGGUGCUGCCUGCAGGCCAGGUGGUCCCUCCUGGGCUCCUUUCUCCCAGCCAGACAGUCUCGUCAGGUGUUUUGCCUGUGAGCCCGGGUGUCAAUUCUGGGGUUCUUCAGCUUAGUCAGCCGGUCGUGUCGGGUGUGCUCCCUGUGGCCCAGCCGGUGAGACCUGGGGUCCUCCAGCUUAACCAGUCUGUGAGCACCAGCAUUCUGCCUGCAAACCAGCCCGUGAGACCGGGUGCUUCUCAGAACACCACGUUCCUCACGUCGGGCUCUAUCCUCAGACAGCUCAUUCCUACAGGGAAACAGGUGAAUGGGAUUCCCACGUACACGCUUGCCCCCGUGUCUGUCACUUUGCCUGUGCCUCCGGGAGGCGUUGCCACUGUCCCCCCGCCCCAGGUGCCCCUCCAGCUCCUGCAGUCGGGCACGGCUGCCCAGAUGGCCAGCUCCAUGGCCAGCAUGCCGUCUCCUCCGGUGGUGGUCAGCGCCACCCAGAGUAUGUUCGUUCAGGCCUCUCCGUCGGCGGCAGAAGCGAGCCAGGCGCUCAAACAGGCGAAGCAGUGGAAAACCUGUCCGGUUUGCAACGAGCUCUUCCCCUCCAACGUCUACCAGGUUCACAUGGAGGUGGCCCACAAGCACAGCGAGUCCAAGGCUGUGGAGAAACUGGAGCCUGAAAAGCUGGCCGCGUGUGCCCCGUUUUUAAAGUGGAUGAGAGAGAGGGCGGUCCGGUGUCUCUCUUGUAAGUGCUUGGUGUCCGAGGAAGAGCUCAUCCAUCACUUGCUAAUGCAUGGCCUGGGCUGCUUGUUCUGUCCCUGCACUUUCCAUGACAUCAAAGGCCUUUCUGAGCACAGUCGGACUGUGCACCGAGGGAAGAAGAAGCUACCUGUGGAUUACAGCAACCGAGGUUUCCAGUUGGAUCUCGACGCUAAUGGCAACCUGAUGUUCCCCCAUCUUGAUUUCAUUACCAUAUUGCCGAAGGAAGAGCUUGGGGAGCGGGAAGUCUACUUGGCCGUGCUGGCGGGGAUACACUCCAAGUCCCUUGUGCCCGUGUAUAUAAAAGUGAGGCCCCAGACGGAGGCCGCCGCCGGGAGCCCCGGCAAACAGGCGCUGACUUGUCCCUUUUGCUUUGGCACCUUGGUGACGACCGAGGCGUAUGAAUUGCACUUGAAGGAGAGGCACCACAUCACACCAACGGUCCACACCAUCCUGAAGUCUCCGGCGUUCAAGUGCAUCCACUGCUGUGGGGUCUACACCGGCAACAUGACCCUGGCCGCCAUCGCCAUCCACCUGCUGCGCUGCCGGAGCGCCCCGAAGGACAGCAGCUCGGACCUGCAGGUCCAGCCCAGCUUCAUCGAGAACAGCCAAGUGCUCUUAGUCAACGGCGAGGUGGUCCACGACUCCAGUUUCUCCGUGAAGAGAAAGCUGCCCGACGGCCACUCUGGGGCGGAAGAGCAGAGGGGGGCGGAGGAGCGACCUCCCGUCGUCAGCACCGACGCGGCCCCGGCCCCCGAGAAGGUGGCGAGUGCGGUGCCUUUGAAAAGACAAAGGAGUGAGGUGAGGACAGAGGGGCCGCUCGUUAGCGAAGACGCGCUCCAGAUUUUAGCUUUAAACCCCAAGAAAUACGAAGACCGUUCCUAUGAAGAAAAAAAGCAGUUUCUUAGAGACUAUUUCCACAAGAGACCAUAUCCUAGUAAAAAGGAAAUCGAACUUCUUUCUUCACUCUUGUGGGUGUGGAAAAUCGACGUGGCUUCGUUUUUUGGAAAAAGAAGAUACAUUUGCAUGAAAGCAAUAAAAAGUCACAAGCCUUCUGUACUUUUAGGCUUUGAUAUGUCUGAACUUAAAAAUGUUAAACACAGGUUGAACUUUGAGUAUGAGCCACAAAACCUGUAAAAAAACAAAUUAGGCAAUCUAAAGUACUAGAUAAUUAGUGGUUUUUCUCAAUCGAGAUUUAAAAUGUUAUUUUCUUCACUGUAUGUCAAAUUAAUCAACUUCAGUGGUCUUUAUGCUGCUCCGUAGAUUUAUUUCAGGUGCUCGGAAAGACUUCUGCGUAAGAGAAGCCAAUAGUUCUUUCAGAUUUGUUGUUUCCUGCAGUUGGAUUUUGUAACAAGUAUUUUUAGUUCUUCCCCGUCAUGUAAAUUAAAUCCUUGGAUCUUU